AAUUCAUCCAUAUGCAGUUUCCUAAAAUCUCAGGUCCUAUCAGACGACAGAGUACCCACUCAGCUCCAUUGGAGACUCGCAGAUCCACUAGGCUUACUGUCUUUUCAUCAAAGCUGAGCAAGCAACAAGUGAAGAUGCCGACCCAUGCUGCAGAAGCGGCUGUCGUCGAGGACACUGCUGCAGUGGUGGUGAAUCACGAUCCUGAUAUGCAUCUUAAAAUUUUCUCAGACCAACACAAAACUUGGGCGGAGAUGCACAACCUGGAUUUGAAGGCCGACGAGGGCCAGCUCCUUGCGGCCAUCCUCCAGUGGCCUGAGCGGUAUAAACUCUACUGUGGGAGUGAGGGCUCCUUUCAUCACUCCUUUGCAGUAUGUGGAAUUCUGGUGGCGAAUGGCAUGUAUGCCCCAGACUUUAACAACCCCAAGCUGCAGGCUAUCAACCACUUCACUGAGGACAUGAAGUCUGCCCUGCUGUCUGGGGGGCUGAAGCAGUUUGAGCUUGCACUCCUUCUUGCGGGUCUGAAUGCACUCUGCCAGGGAGACGUGGGAGCACAGGGUCAGCAGGUCCGGAAGCGUGCAAAGUCUGCUGCAAGCAAUGACUGCAGCAAGAGGACAAAACGUACCGCACAGGAGAUGGCGGGCUUGCUUGAGAAGGAGUUUCACUCAUAUCAUGUCUUCAUCCAAUUUUAUGUUGACGAUACGGUACUCCUCCCAAUUUGA
Messenger RNA from Volvox carteri f. nagariensis, 719 nucleotides. RefSeq lists its product as uncharacterized. The record is from RefSeq and is a predicted model, not a curated record. NCBI's taxonomy places the organism in Eukaryota, Viridiplantae, Chlorophyta, Chlorophyceae, Chlamydomonadales, Volvocaceae. The transcript has 2 exons. The coding region runs from base 12 to 719 and encodes 235 amino acids.